Molecule: messenger RNA, 1867 nt
Organism: Aricia agestis (brown argus)
Lineage: Eukaryota; Metazoa; Arthropoda; Insecta; Lepidoptera; Lycaenidae
Product: juvenile hormone esterase-like
Exons: 3
Coding region: 61-1737 (558 amino acids)
Source: RefSeq, a predicted model, not a curated record
GUUGCUUAAUUUCAUAAAGAAUAGUUUCGCAGUGCUGGAUUUUGACAGUGAGUGUCCGAGAUGCGAGCGGUGUUGUCGUGUGUCGUGUUGGUGUGUGUGCUGCGCGUGCGCACCGCGCUCGGCGACGACCGGCCCUCGCGCGUCGUGCGCAUCGACCAGGGGCCUGUGCGCGGGUACAGGGACCCCGACUACGAUGUCUUCACCUUUCACAGCAUCCCCUACGCGACUGCACCGACAGGCACCGAUCGAUUCAAGGCUCCAAGACCACCACCUGUAUGGCAAGAGCCCCUAGAAGCUAUAAAUAAGGAUAUCAUAUGCCCGCAAUUUAUAAAGAAAAAUAUUCUUAAGCACCAAAAUGCUAAGGAAGAUUGUCUUAUAGCGAACGUCUACGUUCCAGAUACAGAUGCAGAUAAUAUCCCAGUUGUUGUAUAUGUACACAGUGGAGGAUAUGGAGUUGGUUAUGGAGAUAUGGUUAACCCCAGACCUUUGGUAAAUACUAAAAAAGUUAUAAUAGUCACUUUUAACUAUCGACUAGCUGGACAUGGCUUUCUAUGUUUGGGGACAGAAGAUAUACCAGGCAAUGCAGGAAGUAAGGACCAGGUGGCAUUGUUGCGGUGGGUAAGAAGAAAUAUUGCCAGAUUCAAAGGGAAUCCUGAUGAUAUGACUCUCAUAGGUAGUAGCGCUGGAGCUUCAUCUGUAGAUCUUUUGAUGCUUUCCAAGAUGUCGCGAGGACUUUUCAACAAAAUUGUUCCUGAAUCUGGCGCUAAUAUGGCUGCAUUUAGUACCCAACCAGAUCCAAUUCGUGCAGCAAAAGUAUACGCAAAAUUGUUGGGAAGCGAUAAGAACUUUAAAAGCAUCAUCGAAUUAGAAGAAUUCUUUAAAUCUGUAAGCGUACAAAAACUCAACUCAAUAUUUACUUUGAACACAACUGAUGCCACUUCAAUUGUAGGUCCCUGUGUUGAACGUGAUAUAGGACAGGAAAGGUUUCUCGAGGACAGCCCUUUUAAUAUUUUAAAAAGUAGAGAUUAUCCUAUAGUACCAAUGCUCUACGGUGUAACCAAUAUGGAGGGCGUAAUACGAGUAGAUGCCUUGGAAAGACAAGUCAAAGGAGAUAUGGAACUCAUGAAUAAAAAAUUUUCAGAUUAUUUGCCCGCAGAUUUGAUCUUUAAAGAAGAAGAUGAGAGGAAUGAAGUGGCAAAUAAAAUCAAAAAAUUCUUCUUUGGAAAUAAAGUAGACGAAGAAGAUAUUUUAGAAUAUAUAAAUUAUUUUUCGGAUACUUUAUUUGUUUAUCCGACUCUACGGGCAAUUAACCUCCACGUAAACAAUGGUCAUAAUGAGAUAUACCUCUAUGAAUAUUCGUUCACCGAUGCCAACACAUUACCGGCCCCUUAUACGAGAGUUCGUGGAGCAGCACACUACACACAGUCUGCGGCGAUAUGGGGCGAGGAUCCAAUUGAGCCACAUAACAAUAAUUUUACCGAUGAAUAUGUGAAAAUGAGCAAUAUUAUGAGAGACAUUUGGAUAAACUUUAUAUUAACUGGUAAACCCAUACCCGAAGGCUCGGGUCUACCGGAGUGGCCGGCGGUGGGCAAGAAGUGCAAUCCGCACAUGUCACUAGGGCGGGCGGUGGAGCUGCGUGGUUCGCUUCUGAAAGAGCGGACGAUGUUCUGGAACGAGAUCUACUCGAGAUUCUAUCGAAAUCCGCAGCCUCCACCCCCACCAUCGACGUUUAUCUAAAUUGCAACUCUUCUGCUGUUGCGACCGUCUAACUAUAGGCGACGAUAGUUGCUAUCCAUCAGGUCACCCGUUUACACGUUUGCCAUCUAAUCUAUUAUCUUAUAUAUAAAAAUGGAUUUUCAAAUGUGUU